This is a messenger RNA of Pundamilia nyererei, 4197 nucleotides long. It is a transcript of the gene upf2, whose product is annotated as UPF2 regulator of nonsense mediated mRNA decay. Gene Ontology annotation, cellular component: exon-exon junction complex; cytoplasm. NCBI's taxonomy places the organism in Eukaryota, Metazoa, Chordata, Actinopteri, Cichliformes, Cichlidae. Gene Ontology annotation, molecular function: RNA binding; protein binding. Bases 86 to 3988 code for a protein of 1300 amino acids. Gene Ontology annotation, biological process: nuclear-transcribed mRNA catabolic process, nonsense-mediated decay. The transcript has 21 exons. The record is from RefSeq and is a predicted model, not a curated record.
GAACUCCAAAACGAGAGGGUCCUGAUGCUGUUCACCCGGAAACCAGCACGGAUGAACCGAUGUUUGUUUUGCUACGGCUAACAGUAUGCCUGCUGAACGCAAGCGCUCAGUAAACAUGGAUGAGAAAGAUGUUUGCACCUUCAGCAACAAGGAAAAGGAGAAGGACAGGGAGGCUGAGAGGAGGCCGGCAUCUGCUCGGGACAAGGCCAAAGACGAGGCCAAAAUGAGCGGCAAAAAAGACGGCGGCAAGGAGGAGAAGAGGAAGCGGCUGGAGGAAGAAAAGAAAAAGAAGGAGGAGAAGGAGCGGAAGAAGAAAGAGGAGGAAAAACUGAAGGCAGAGGAGGAGCAGAAGAAGAAGGAAGAGGAAGAGAAAAGGCAGCAAGAGGAGCAGGAGAGGAAGCUUAAAGAGGAGGAAGCCAAAAGACAACGUGAGGAGGAGGCUGCCCUCCUCAAGGAGAAGGAGGAGGGGCAUCAGCUGUACCAGGAGGCAUGGGAGCGCCAUCAGUGUAGGAAGGAACUGCGCAGCAAGAACCAGAAUGCCCAGGAGGGUCGUCCUGAAGAGGCCUUCUUUAGCCGCCUGGACUCGAGCCUUAAAAAGAACACCGCCUUCGUGAAGAAGCUGCGCACGCUGACCGAGCAGCAGCGAGACUCACUCUCCAACGACUUUGCCUCACUCAACCUCAGCAAGUACAUCGGUGAGGCUGUGAGCUCCGUUGUGGAAGCGAAGCUGAAGAUCUCAGAUGUCGGCUGCGCGGUCCAUCUGUGCUCGCUCUUCCACCAGAGGUACGCCGAGUUUGCCCCGUUGCUCUUGCAGGCCUGGAAGAAGCACUUUGAAGCCAGGAAGGAGGAGAAGGCACCCAACGUAAGCAAGCUGCGCACAGACCUCCGCUUCAUCGCCGAGCUCACCAUCGUCGGUCUCUUCACAGACAAAGAGGGUCUCUCGCUCAUUUACGAGCAGCUGAAAAACAUAAUUGGGGCUGACCGCGAGACGCACACCCAUGUUUCCGUGGUGAUCAGCUUCUGUAAGCACUGCGGGGACGACAUUGCUGGGCUGGUGCCCCGCAAGGUGAAACUGGCGGCCGAGAAGUUUGGCUUGGCUUUCCCUCCCAGCGAGAUCAUCAGCAGUGAGAAGCAGCAGCCCUUCCAGAAUCUUCUGCGGGAAUACUUCACAUCACUCACCAAACACCUGAAGAAGGACCACCGGGAGCUGCAGAACAUUGAGAGACAGAACAGGCGGAUCUUGCAUUCCAAAGGAGAGUUGAGCGAGGACCGACACAAGCAGUACGAGGAAUUUGCCACUUCCUACCAGAAGCUGCUGGCCAACACUCAGUCUCUGGCUGAUCUGCUGGAUGAAAACAUGCCCGAGCUGCCUCAGGACAAGACUGUGCAGGAGGAGCACGGCCCCGGGAUCGACAUCUUCACCCCCGGGAAGCCUGGAGAGUAUGACCUGGAAGGAGGGAUCUGGGAAGACGAAGACGCUCGUAACUUCUAUGAGAACUUGGUGGACUUGAAGGCAUUUGUGCCCGCCAUCCUCUUUAAGGACAAUGAGAAGAGCAGUCAGGGCAAAGAGAAGGAGGAUGCCAAAGAUGGCAGAGAGGGGAAGGAUGCGGGCAGCACAACAGAGGAGCUGGAGCUGGAGCUCGAGGCUCUGGACAUCACAGAUGAACCUCUUGAACUAGAGGGACCAGACGAGGUGGAAAAUGAAGAGCUGGCCAAAAAACUGCUCGAUGAACAAGAACAAGAGGACGAGGAAGCUAACACGGGGUCUCACCUGAAGCUAAUCGUGGAUGCUUUCAUCCAGCAGCUUCCCAACUGUGUCAACAGAGACCUCAUAGACAAGGCUGCCAUGGACUUCUGCAUGAACAUGAACACCAAGUCUAACAGGAGGAAGCUUGUCCGUGCUCUCUUCACUGUCCCCAGACAGAGGUUGGAUCUCCUGCCCUUCUACUCUCGUCUGGUGGCGACGCUGCAUCCAUGCAUGUCAGACGUGGCGGAGGACCUGUGCUCCAUGCUGAAGGGAGACUUCAGGUUUCAUAUUCGGAAGAAGGAUCAGAUCAACAUCGAGACCAAGAAUAAAACCGUCAGAUUUAUCGGCGAGUUGGCCAAGUUCAAGAUGUUCUCGAAGACAGACACACUUCAGUGUCUCAAGAUGCUGCUGUCUGAUUUUACGCACCAUCACAUAGAGAUGGCCUGCACACUGCUGGAGACCUGCGGCCGCUUCCUCUUCAGAUCCCCCGACUCUCACCUGCGCACCAGUGUCCUGCUGGAACAAAUGAUGCGCAAAAAGCAGGCCCAGCACCUUGAUGCCCGCUACGUAACCAUGGUGGAGAACGCCUACUACUACUGCAACCCGCCGCCCAUGGAGAAGACGGUGAAGAAGAAGAGGCCGCCGCUGCAGGAGUACAUCUGCAAACUGCUCUAUAAGGACCUGUCCAAGGUCACCACAGAGAAGGUGUUGAGGCAGAUGCGCAAGCUGCCAUGGCAGGACCCCGAGGUGAAGAGCUACCUGAUCUGCUGCAUGGUCAACAUCUGGAACGUGAAGUACAACAGCAUCCACUGUGUGGCCAACCUGCUGGCUGGCCUGGUGGCCUACCAGGAGGACGUGGGGAUCCACGUGGUGGACGGUGUCCUGGAGGACAUCCGGCUCGGCAUGGAGGUCAACCAGCCCAAGUUCAACCAGCGGCGGAUCAGCAGCGCCAAGUUCCUGGGCGAGCUCUACAACUACCGCAUGGUGGAGUCGGCCGUCAUUUUCCGCACCCUCUUCUCCUUCAUCUCCUUCGGCGUGAAUCAGGACGGCAGUCCCAGCCCUCUGGACCCCCCAGAGCAUUUGUUCCGCAUCCGCCUGGUCUGCACCCUGCUUGAUACCUGCGGCCAAUACUUCGAUCGAGGCUCCAGCAAGAGGAAGUUAGACUGUUUCCUCAUCUACUUCCAGCGGUACAUAUGGUGGAAAAAGAGCCUGGACGUGUGGACCAAGGACCACCCGUUCCCCAUCGAUAUCGACUACAUGAUCAGCGACACGCUGGAGCUGCUCAGGCCUAAGAUGAGGCUCAGCAGUUCCCUGGAGGAGGCCAUCAAGCAAGUCAGCGACCUGGAGAGAGAGGUGCUCGUCAAACUAGGUCUGGCCAUGGAGAAGGACGGCCGCUCCAGUGCCAUGAGCGAAGGGGAGGGUCUUGACGAGGAAGAUGAUGACGGGGACGAUGAUGAAGAGGGAGGCGCCGAGACCGAAGAGCAGUCAGGCAAUGAAAGCGAAAUGAACGAACAGGAAGAGGAUGAAGGGUCAGAGAAUGAAGAGGAGGAGAGGGAGGAAGAGGAAGAAGAGAACACGGAUUACCUGACCGACUCCAACAAGGAGAACGAGACUGACGAGGAGAACAAUGAGGUGACCAUCCGUGGCGGCGGGCUGAAGCACGUGGCAUGCGCUGAGGACGAGGACUUCAUUCAGGCUCUGGACAAGAUGAUGCUGGAAAACCUGCAGCAGCGUAGUGGCGAGGCGGUGAAGGUGCACCAGCUGGAUGUUGCCAUUCCUCUGCAGCUGAAGAGUCAGCUGAAGAAGGGACAGCCAUGCAUUAGUGAGGGAGACUCGGACAUCUCCGAUACCAUGCAGUUUGUCAUGCUGACUCGCAAAGGCAAUAAGCAGCAGUAUAAGAUCCUGAACGUGCCGCUCUCCUCCCACUUGGCGGCGAAUCACUUCAACCAGCAGCAGGCCGAGCAGGAGGAGCGCAUGAGAAUGAAAAAGCUCACUCUGGACAUCAACGAGCGGCAGGAGCAGGAGGACUACCAGGAGAUGAUGCAGUCUUUGGCCCAGCGUCCGGCUCCAGCCAACACCAACCGGGAGCGCCGUCCCCGCUACCAGCACCCGAAAGGCGCUCCCAACGCUGACCUCAUCUUCAAGACCGGAGGAAGAGAGAAAAGAGCAAGAAAUGAAAGUCAGGAGAAGCGAGACAGGCAGGAGAAGCAGGAGAGAAACCAAAGAUAUGAGUUGGAGUAGGCUAAAAGAGCCAGAGCUGCAGCAGUCCAAAGGCGAGGCUUUAGCAAGCAAAAAAUCUCAGUAUUGAGGACAUCUUGUUCCUAUUUUCACUGAAUCUCAUUUUUUAAGUGCAGACAGUUCAAGUAAGUUUAUUUAGUUAUUUUUUUUUCCCCCUUUAAAAAUUGAAGUCUGCAAAUAAAGAUCACUUCCUGGUUACAUGUUGACAUCAA